AUGGGUUCAGACAACUCCGAGUCGCUGGUGAACCGCGGCACGCCCAUUCCGGUAGUCCAAGUACAACAUGCAUCGAAUGACGGCACGCCCACCACGGAGAGGCCUCACUCCCGCCGUCUGUCGGCUAGCAGGCUUAAAGACAAACUGGAGUCGCUGGGUGAUAACAUAAGCCGCGAGUCGAGUAGUAGGGUGGGAGACAAGAUGAUGAACAUGCUACUGGCACAAGUUCUGCCCUCGGAAGACCUCUCUGACGGCUCGCCUCCGGAUUCAGCCUCGACACCAAGCGGGAACACACCGCAAGUCAAGGACCGGCGCUCUCGAAGCUAUGUUGCUCGACCCAACUUCAGCAUCCCCACCAUGUCGUCCAACUUCCGUCGCUUCAACUCGCGCAUCGGCGUUGCUUUCGUUGCUCAAAAUCGCCUCAUUCGGCUGUUCACCUGGGCUCAGCCUACGCAAACCCUCUCAUUUCUCUUCGUCUGGACCUUCGUAUGCGUCAAUCCGUAUCUUGCACCUGUACUCCCGUUGGCAUGUGGCAUGUUCUUCGUCAUGGUUCCUGCAUUUCUGACCCGUCAUCCGGAGCCCAUGACGAAUACGAUAGAUAUCGACGGCGAUCUGUGGAGAGGAAGCUUGGGAGGACCACCGUUGGCCGAUGCGAAGACAAUCAAGCCUGCGCCUGAGUUCAGCAAGGACUUUUUCCGCAACAUGCGCGAUCUGCAAAACUGCAUGGAGGACUUUAGCCGUGGCCACGAUGCUGUACUGAGCUUCAUCACGCCGCUCACCAACUUCCAGAACGAGAACCUCUCAUCUAUGCUCUACCUCAUCCUGCUCGUUGUAUCGGUGCUGCUAUUCAUAUCGGCGCACCUACUACCGUGGCGCGCAAUAUUCCUCGUCCUUGGAUACACUUUGACAGCGUUAGGGCAUCCCAACGUUCAAGACCUCCUUACAAUGCCCGAGACCGAAAAGUUCAUUUCGGACGCAGAACAUGAAAGUCGAUCGUUCCUCCUGACCAUCUCACGCGCAGACAUCGAACUGGAGACAUCCCAGGAGACGCGUGAGGUAGAAAUAUUCGAACUUCAACACCGCGCCCUACAUGACGAGCAUGGCGAGUAUGAAGGUUUCAUGUUCUCUCCAUCGCCUUACUCGCCCUUGUCGCCUUCUAGAAUCAGCGGUGACAGACCCCGCGGUACCCCGUUCUUCGAAGAUGUACUUCCACCCCGCGGCUGGCGCUGGAGCGACAAGAAGUGGACGCUCGAUCUGCUGUCUCGUGAAUGGGUUGAGGAUCGCUGUGUUACAGGCGUAGAGGUUGAGGUCGAGGGUGAGCGAUGGGUGACGGAUCUGCACUACGAAGUCCUUGAGAGCGAAGGAGAGAAGGCCAGUGCCGCAAAGGCGAAACUCAAGAAACGGAGCGGGUCAAAGGGAAGUAGCAGGGAUAUUGCAGAUGAAGAAAAGGAGGUCUUGCGCCGGGCGUGGGAGAGCCAUGCACCGAGUCGCAAGGGCGAGUGGAGGAGACGGAGGUGGGUGAGGGGUGUUGAAAGGAUGCCUUGGAGAGAGGGCCAGUAG
Molecule: messenger RNA, 1560 nt
Organism: Alternaria incomplexa
Lineage: Eukaryota; Fungi; Ascomycota; Dothideomycetes; Pleosporales; Pleosporaceae
Exons: 2
Coding region: 1-1560 (519 amino acids)
Biological process (GO): peroxisome organization
Cellular component (GO): peroxisomal membrane
Source: RefSeq, a predicted model, not a curated record